Sardina pilchardus (European sardine) is the source of this 2073-nucleotide messenger RNA. RefSeq names its product glomulin, FKBP associated protein a (gene glmna). The transcript is spliced from 19 exons. NCBI's taxonomy places the organism in Eukaryota, Metazoa, Chordata, Actinopteri, Clupeiformes, Clupeidae. The record is from RefSeq and is a predicted model, not a curated record. Gene Ontology annotation, cellular component: cytoplasm. Gene Ontology annotation, molecular function: ubiquitin-protein transferase inhibitor activity. The coding region runs from base 193 to 1947 and encodes 584 amino acids.
UGGAAGACUUCCUUCGAGCAACUUUACUCUCCAUGUUUAGCUUGAUACGACACCAGUGGAUAACCAAAACGUAUUCUCCGUUCUCACCACCCCAAGAGAGAAACUCAUGGAGAAGAAAAAGAAACUGAGGACAAACACUUCCGAGUACAUCGGCGAUAACUACGGAACUCCUGUGGAGACGGUCCAAGAAGGAUGGCUUUAGACCAAUUGUGUGAUGUUGUCCAAAGAUGUCAAACAAUCAAAAAUGAUUCGUAUACCCCAGAUGAUUAUGAUCUUUUCCAGUCUUCUGCUAGAAAGUGUAUAGAAGAUGGUGACAUUGCACAGGUUCUAAGCAUUAUUGUGGAUGAGAGAAACAAGUACAUAGUGCGAUGUAUGGGCUGGAAUCUUGUGGGCCCACUUGUGCAGGUUCGGCUGAAGAAUGAAGAAAAGGAUCUAUCUCAUAGUCAUGCCAUUCUCACACAUCUGCUGGAGAUUUGCAGUUCCAAGGAGCUUCUGGUUAGUUUGCUGGAGCAGGUGGAGGCAGCCAACCAAGAUGCCAUCACAGAAACUGUGACGUUUUUGCUGCAGCCCCUACAGAAAGUGCUGUUGAAUUUUGGCAGGAAGAAGGCUGCCUUCCUAGGCAUGACACUUUCAACAUUGUUGGACCAGAUUGCUCGACUCCCAGUGUCCUCAAUGACAGAGCAGCAGGAGGAUGCAGCAGGCUUGUGCCGAUGGUGCUCUGGGCUUCUGUGGUUUGUAAAACCCUUUGUAGAAGAAGCCAAACACAAUCAUCACAGUGGAGUUGUCCAUGAUGAGGAGCUAAGAAUUGAAAUCCUGAAGUUCUGCAUGAAGAGUUUGAAAGAGCCUCUUCUGGGGGUACAGUUCACUGAUCCUGACCAACUGGCCAAAUCUUUUCUUCACGAGUUUUCAAGAGAGAUCUUGGUCAUCCUCUAUGGGAUUGGGGAACCUCUUCCAGAACUUUUGUGCCAUAAAUUGCUUAAGAAGCGUGAUGUUCCUGGGUUCCUUGAAGAGGAAGUCAGAUACCCUAAGGAGUCAUUGGCCAACAUUGCAUACCUACUAUUUGUGCACCACAUUGGCAUAGAAACAUUCCCUGUUGUUCUAAGCCCAGUUUUCAUUCUACAGUGUAACAUGGAAUAUGUCGAGCUCCUGCUUUGUAGAACAGAGGAAUCUCAUCUUCAGAGAGGGCUGGAUUUGUAUGAAAAAAGUCUGAUCAGAGUAGAGGACAACAGUUUGUCAGUGGAGCUUUUGGAGCUGAAAACCUUUGUCAGUGUUCCACAGAAUUUGGUGAAAGUUAUGACGCAGUGUCCGGUCCACCGUUUGAGAAGUAAAGGACUGUCUGUGUUCCAGUUGAGCAUCAACAAAUUUAACAUUGAGGCCAAAUACAAGUUUCUUAGAUGCAUGUUUAAGACAAGUCACCACUCUGGAGUAGAAGGUGUAAUCACCAAGAACAUAAAAAAUCUGGUGGACUUCUCCUUAAAGCCAGGAAACGAGAACAUUUGGUUUCAAGGAAUCCAUUUUCUGCCUUUACUGCGUCUGGUCCUGUGCCUUCCACAGGGUCCUGAAACAGAUUUGUUGCAGAACCUGGACAGGAUAAUGGAAUCCCUAAACCUUCUGAGAUAUUUGCUAAUAAGAGACAAAGAAUGUGACAAUGAGACAGGGAUAUGGUUGGAGGUGAACACCAUUCAUGACCGCUUCCUGAAGCCAUUACGCCUGGGAUUGAAUAUGUCUAAGGCUCAUUAUCAGGCACAACUGAACAAUACUCAAGUAAAGAACACAAACAAAGAAAAUGACUCAGGAGCCGUCUGCACAAUAACCGUGGGAAAUGAGAUUCUACCAAAUCUUACACCAGAACUACAGAGUCAGGCUCUUCAUUCGGCCUUGUUUACAUUUGAAUUGAUUGAGAGUGUCCUGGUGAGAAUCGAAGAGAUUAUGGAGACCAUACCUUAAACUGUGGAAAGGGACAAAGGCCAAGAAUCACAAUUAUGACUAUUUGAUUCAGGUAUCUGGAAUGGAACAGCAUUGUUAAAAUAAAUAAAUAAUAAAAAAUGUGUUGUGUUUUGUUGUACACUUAAA